Molecule: messenger RNA, 1110 nt
Organism: Engraulis encrasicolus (European anchovy)
Lineage: Eukaryota; Metazoa; Chordata; Actinopteri; Clupeiformes; Engraulidae
Gene: cacng7a
Product: calcium channel, voltage-dependent, gamma subunit 7a
Exons: 6
Coding region: 55-1110 (351 amino acids)
Biological process (GO): regulation of AMPA receptor activity; neurotransmitter receptor transport, postsynaptic endosome to lysosome; positive regulation of synaptic transmission, glutamatergic
Cellular component (GO): AMPA glutamate receptor complex; postsynaptic density membrane
Molecular function (GO): channel regulator activity; voltage-gated calcium channel activity
Source: RefSeq, a predicted model, not a curated record
CUGUCCUGAGGCCCUACCUACAGACUCAGACACAGCAAUACCACCCCCUUUUUGAUGAGUUCCUUCAGCACGCGAGCGCUCACGCUGCUGUCGUCUGUGUUCGGGGCGUGUGGGCUUCUCCUGGUGGGCGUUGCCGUGUCGACGGAUUACUGGCUGCUGAUGGAGGAGGGCAUCGUGCUGCAGCAGAACCAGUCCAUGCAGGUCAAGAUGGCGCUGCACGCCGGACUCUGGAGGGUCUGCUUCGUGGCCGGGGCGGAAAAUGGAAGAUGUGUGGCUGCAGAGUACUUCAGUUCUGACGCCGAAAUCGAGAUUGUCACCGAGAACACUGCAAAUAUCCUGAAGAUGGUGAGGACGGCCACUCCCUUCCCCAUGGUGUCCCUGCUCUUCGUCUUCACCGCCUUCGUCAUCAGCAACAUCGGACACAUCCGACCCCAGCGCACCAUCUUGGCAUUCGUUUCCGGAAUAUUCUUCAUCCUCUCAGGCCUGAGUCUGGUGGUGGGCCUGGUGCUGUACAUAUCCAGUAUAAAUGACGAGGUCAUGAAUCGCCCGCGAGAGGCCGAGCACUUCUUCCACUACCACUACGGAUGGUCCUUCGCCUUCGCAUGCAGCUCCUUCCUCCUCAAAGAGGGGGCGGGCGUGAUGUCCGUGUACCUCUUCAUGAAGCGCUACACCGAGGAGGAGAUGUACCGGCCCCACCCCGCUCUCUACCGCCCCCGCCUGUCCGAGUGCAGCGACUACAGCGGCCAGUACCUGCACCCGGAGUCCUGGCCGCCCCCGCAGCGCGGACGCAGCGCCUCCGAGGUCUCCAGCGACAUCUCCAUCCAGCUGAACCAGAACACGCCCCCGGGGCCGCCCAAGGGGGGCAGCGGCAGUGGCUCCGGCGGCGCGGCCCCCAGCGGGCCCCCGUCCUCCUCCGGGCCCUCGUCAGGGGCCAGCUACCACCACGCCCCUCACUCCUCCUCCUCCUCCGCCUCCUACGCCCACUCCAUGCACCAUGCCAUGCAGCAGGGUCCCCACAACCCCCAGGCCCUGCCCAUGGCCACGCCCCCCGCCGCUGUGCCCCCGCCACGCUACCACGCACACAUGCGCAUGAGUGCCUCCCCCUGUUAG